CCGGCGGCAGCUCCGCUCCAGCCUGGCCGGAUUUCCCUGCUCGGUUCCGGCCGUGCUUUCUGUGAGGAAACCCUGCGGGGCUGCGGGGACAGCCUGUUGCCCCAGGAGGGGGCAGCCCUGGGAGGAACAAAUGGACCUGGAGGAUUUUAACACCAAAAUUUUCUUUGAGCUGCUGCUCAGGCAAUCCCAAUCUGUCACCACCACCCUGGGCCACUUCAAAGAAGAGGUGAGAGCUGUGUAUCACAGGGCGAUGAAUGAAAUCUCCUUGCUGAAGAACCUUUGGCUGAAGGCUCUGAGCACCCCAGCAAAGGGGGAGGAAGAGGAGGAGGAGGAGGAGGAAGAGAGCACAGAGGCCCAAGAGCAGGUGCCUCUGUCGGGGUCCCCUCGGGCAUUUGGGAGCCCCAGGUUUCGUGGCAUCAGUGAAAUCCCAAAUGAUCCACGGGAAUUCAUCCCCCAAAAACUGAUCCCGCUGCUCCAGUCCGUGCUCCAGCUGCUGCAGGAAAACAGAAAAUUCAAUUUAUCACCCGAGAGCCCAGCAGAAUCACACAACAAGUGGCUGAUGAAGAAAAACCAGAAUUUCCUUCACGUCCUGAGCAGUGGAAGGCACAGCCUUGCGCAGAGGGCACACCCUGGAGAGGAAAUUGUCAAUUCCUUGUCCCCUUCAGAGCUGGAGGACAAAGUGGAUGCUCUGACCCAGGAGCUGCUGCAGAUCGCAGAGGAUGAGGAGCAGUUCUUAAACAGCAAAGGCAACGAGGAUUUGCUCUCUUAUUACCUGGAAAUCACCAGCCUGGAGAAGGAGAGCUUGGCGAAACAAAUAAAUGCUUUGGAAGAGGAAAUAGCCCAGGGCAGGAAGGUGUGAGGCUCCAAACUCCCUGUGAGAGCUGGAAUGAAGGAUGUGGGACUCCAGCAAGCUCCUCAAAAUGCAGUUUAUUAUAAAAUUGAGUUUAUUAUAAAAUGCAGUUUACCCCAAAAUGCAGUUUACUGUAUCCAAGGUGUCACAGCAGUCCAGGGUGACAGAGCUGUGCCCACAGCUGUCAGCUCCAGCUGCAGGCAGGCCUGGAGAGCCCAAGUUUAGGUUAAAAAUCUAUAUAAAAUAAUAUAAAUAUAAAAGAAUCCUAUACCUCUCUUUUGGUUACAAAUUCAUUAUAUACUUCUCUUUUGGUCACAGUGCAUUAUUUACUUUUCUUUGCUGAGCAUCUUCAUACAUUAGAACCAAUCUAUCCCUUAACUUUUAUCUCUAGCCUAUCACAACUGCUGUAAUUUCCAUAUUCAUGUCACUGUUCUCCAGUCACUCAUAGUUUGUACAUUACAGUUUA
Messenger RNA from Melospiza melodia melodia, 1316 nucleotides. RefSeq lists its product as uncharacterized. The record is from RefSeq and is a predicted model, not a curated record. The transcript has 6 exons. The coding region runs from base 131 to 859 and encodes 242 amino acids. NCBI's taxonomy places the organism in Eukaryota, Metazoa, Chordata, Aves, Passeriformes, Passerellidae.